Oreochromis niloticus (Nile tilapia) is the source of this 637-nucleotide messenger RNA. RefSeq names its product thyroid hormone responsive (gene thrsp). Gene Ontology annotation, biological process: regulation of lipid biosynthetic process. The transcript has a single exon. The coding region runs from base 80 to 499 and encodes 139 amino acids. The record is from RefSeq and is a predicted model, not a curated record. Gene Ontology annotation, cellular component: cytosol. Lineage: Eukaryota; Metazoa; Chordata; Actinopteri; Cichliformes; Cichlidae.
UCACAGCACUGCAGUGCACACUGCUUCCACUUGUUUGCCACCACAGCAAGUAAACAGCCGGCCACAUCCAGCGGGAACCAUGCAGUCUGCCGACGCCAAAUUCAAGAGAAACAGCCUGUUCCUGACUCUGAGACAAUACAGCUCAGCCGUCAGUGAAAUGGAGCAGACCAUUCUUCUGCCAAGCCUGCUGCGAGACAUGCCCUCAGACGAGGUUUGGGACUGUGAAGCUGCAGAAGAGACCUGCAAAGACCUGUACGGCAACUACUUGAUGCUCAAAGCCAUACGGACCACAGUGGAGAGCGGCCUAAUACCCCUGGAUGAUCACAAGGCCAAAAACAACACCGCACUGAACAAGACCCUGGAGCCUCUCUUGGACACAGAUCCUGAAGUCCUCUUCCACUUCCACGUGAGAGGACUGUUUUCUGUGAUGAGUGACCUCACCAAGAAGACGCAGACUCUCACUGAGAAAUACAUGGACAUUAUUGGGGUAGCAAAUUAGUCCUAAGAUAUGUGGACAUCUGUUUUUAAGAGAGUCAUCUAAGACACCCAAACAUCGCAAAUGUCUGAAAUGUUUACAUUCAGUGACCCCAAACUUCUAACCUAAUGAAUAAGGAAUAAAUAUGCAUUGUCAAAAUUA